AUGGUUAUGGAGUCAGCGCAGCCCAAUGGGCGCUUUUGGCCGUUGUCACCUCGUUUAUGGCGUCGAAGCAACGAAUAUUCAAAAAUCGUGUUCGAACCAAGACGACCCCCGACAUCACCGAUCGAAAUACGAAAGCACGAGAGAAUCGAUGAAACACCCGAUCUAUUACGUUCAAGGAGUUUCAUUAGAGAUAAACUAGAUAACAUUAAUAUAAAUGAUGUAGAAUUAAGGAACAAAAAUGUAGAUGAGUACAGGUGGAGUGUGGAUUCAAAAAAACCGCCAGUUAAAGAGGCAAAAAAGGAAGAGGUGGUCAAAUUCAGGUCGAAAAAGCAAAGGCAGCCCAGACCGAACAGUCUUCAGUUAUUACUUUGCCCGUCAAGCUCUGGGCAUUAUAGCAGCAACACGUGGAGGUACACACGGGUUCGAUCAAAGAGCCAUGAGCCGGAGGGCGGCGGGCGGUGCGGCGAGGGGCCGUUAGCUCGCGCGAUGCAGCCCGCCCCGCAGGGCGGCUCGCCCAAGCGACACGCUACUCCUGCGCCUGCACACGGAGCGUCAACAGACCCGUCAACAUUGAAGGUGCACCUGCCAAACGGCGGGUUCAACGUUGUAAGGGCGUCCGUAGAUGAAGAUGUGCGAUCCGUUCUGCGAUGCUUGGCUGUGAGGCUAGCGGCCGGGGAACGCGUGUUCGCUUCAUGUUACGCUCUAAGAGCGAGACGGCUCACUACUGGAAAGAUCCGAUGGGUCCACCAAGACACACCAGUGUCCGAGCUGAUAACAAAAUGGCCGGCGAGCGAGUGGCGGCUAGAGCUGCGCGUGCGCUACCUGCCCGCCAACCUGCGCGACUUGUGCGACUCGGACCGUGUCACCUUUCAUUACUACUAUGAUCAGGUCCGAUAUGACUACCUCAAUGCCAAUCAUCCAAUGGUGGAUCAAGACUUGGCCAUACAGAUAUGUUGCUUAGAAAUAAAAUAUUUCUGCAAAGACAUGCAAAUAUCGCUGGACAAGAAAUCAAACAUUGAAUACCUUGAGAGGGAGUUCGGUCUGCACAAGUUCCUGCCCAAGUCUGUUCUCGAAGCGAUCAAGCCCAAAGUACUGAAGAAGGCAAUACAGCAACAAUUUAAAAAGGUGGCGAACCUCAGCGACACAGACUGUAUGCUGAAGUACUUGGAGACGAUGCACACGCACUACGGCUACGACCGCGAGACAUUCACGGGCGCGCUCGGCACCGGCUGGGCGAUACCCGUCGAGCUGGCGAUAGGCCCCGAUAUUGAUAUAUCAUACGUGUCACACAAGGCGGGGGAGCCCCCCACGUACACCAAGAUAGCGUCCUUCAGCGAUAUUGUGGCGGUUCAGACGUUGAAGUCUAACUGUACGCAACAGUCGCAGACACAGACGGGCUCGUGCGGCAAGGCGGCGCUACAGCUGAGAGUGAAGGGCGCGGCGGAGACGCUAACGAUCACGUGCAGCAGUGUUGAGGCUGCAGAAAGUUUAGCGGAUUUAGUGGACGGAUACUGUAGACUUGUGACUGACUCGCAAACCUCACUUUGGAAUAGAACGACAACUGUGUGGAAGCAACUGAACUGUCAGUGCAAAACUGAAAUGAGCAGCAGCUCGUCAGAGGGCAAGACGAGCUCGUGGGAGCAGACCGCCACCCUCCUGUCUGAGGACUACGCGGAGAUAGUGGACGACGACGCAGACUACUCUACGCCGGCCGUUCGUGACUACGAAUUGGUUCGUAAUCAAAUAGAGCUGACCGGCAUCAUCGGGGAAGGACAGUUUGGUGAUGUGCACAAAGGCAAAUGUCGCAUCUCGUCAGCAAACCACCCGUCGCUGCGCAAGCAGCUGGAGAGCACGCGCAAGCAGGGCGGCGACUGGCUCGACGUCGCCGUCAAGACCUGUAAGCUGGACGCCGACCUGGACACGGCUGAGAAGUUUCUGGAAGAAGCUUACAUAAUGCAGCAGUUCUCCCACCCGCACAUCAUCGGGCUGGUGGGCGUGUGCAGCGCGCCGCCCAUCUGGAUCGUGAUGGAGCUCGCCACGCUCGGCGAGAUGCGCGCAUACCUGCAGCAGAACGCGCACAGAUUAGAAACGUGUACGCUAGUUCUGUACAUCUACCAGCUGUCGACGGCUCUCAGUUACCUCGAGAGCAAGAAGUUUGUGCACAGAGAUAUAGCCGCGAGAAACGUGCUCGUGUCUACUCCUACUUGUGUUAAGUUGGCGGAUUUCGGUCUAUCGAAGAUGGUGGAAGAUAAAUCGUAUUACAAAGCGUCGAGAGGCAAAUUACCCAUUAAGUGGAUGGCGCCAGAGUCUAUUAACUUUAGGCGAUUCACUUCAGCGUCCGAUGUGUGGAUGUUUGGUGUAUGCAUGUGGGAGAUACUGAUGCUGGGCGUGAAGCCGUUUAGCGGCGUGAAGAACAACGACGUGAUCGGCAAGCUGGAGAACGGCGAGCGGCUGGCGCUGCCGCCGCGCUGCCCGCCGCGCCUCUACUCCGUCAUGUCGCGCUGCUGGGCCUACGAGCCCUCGCACCGCCCCACCGCGCACCACCUCAAGGAGACCCUGUUUGAGAUUCUGCAGGAGGAGCGCAACACGGCGUGGGACACGAUGCGGCGCGAGAACCGGCGCGUGGCGGCCGCGUCGUGGGGCGACGACCCGCCGCCCAAGCCCGAGCGCCCCGCCACCAACCUCACCGGCGCGACGGAAGGCGGCGGCCCGCAGACGUACAUCGUGGCGCAGAACCCGCAGGUGCUCGCGCAGCUGCUGCGCGACAAUCCGCGCGCCGACCCGCAUGCCUACACCACGCCCGCCUCGGUAUUCAACACUCUCGCCGUCGACUUCGACCCCGCGCCCCGCGCUGACCCCCCGCCCGUCCCCGCCGACCCCCCGCUCCACACCCGCCCCAUUCCCGUCACGCAGCUGCACCGCCUCGACCCCCUCGUCGAGACCCCCCCGGCCACGCUCGCGGGGCACGUGGCCGCGCGCGACUCGUGCGACAACCUGUGCGCUCCCCACGCCCCACACUCGCCCCCCGCGCCGCCCAACGCACACACAUCGUCGGCCGACGACAAACAGCCCGAGCCCUACCCCAGCCGCGUGCGCUCGCUAGAGCGCAGCCCGCGCGUGCCCGAGCGCGGCGCCGCGCGCGUGGGCUCGCUCGAGCGCACGCGCGCGCCCCCCCCGCAGCCCGCGUCGCCGCCGCGCUCGCGCCGCGACCGCGACAUAGGCCAGUUCUCGGUGCAGGGCGCGCUCAACGCGCAGCUGGCCGCGAGCGUCAUGAACAAAAUCCGCCACCAGCCCGAUCCCCCCCUCGUCGAGGAGAUAUACGACUUUGGAGGUGAUCAUGUGAAAAGUUGCGUCGCGAUCGCCGCGCAGCGGGCCGGCCUGAGCAGGGCCCGCGCCGCACACACACAGAGUCCAGAGUUCGACACAGAGCAAGCGGUGGAGAGGCGGCUGCUCGCGGAGCUGGCGCGGCAACAGCACCAGAGCGAGGAGGACCGCCGCUGGCUGCAGAUGCAGGAGGAUAAUCUGAAGCGUAUGUCCAACGUGCAAGUGGCGCCGGCGGCGGAGCCCGAGGCCGAGAGGGCGGACCCGGCGUUCGCGCCCGAGGUCAAGUCUACUAGUCAAACGCAUUCGGCUGCAAGUUCCUCAGAGACGAGUCCAGCGAAUACUGUGAAACCCAAAGAGAGCAGAACGCCCAGUGAAAAUAAAACGCAGAGCAAGCAGGAGCCGGUGUACGCGGCGACCACGGAGGUGGUGCGGUGCGUGAUGCGGCUGGCGGGCGCGGCCACGGCGCCGACCGCGCAGCCGGCCGCGCUGCUGGCCGCUGUGCGCGCCGUGGGCGCCGCGCUGCGCCACCUGUGCGCCACCGUCGACCGCCUCGUGGGCGCCUACCCGCCCGCUGCGCAGCGUGAGGUGGAGAUGGCACACCAGGUGCUGAGCAAGGACAUGGCGGCGCUGGUGGAGGCGCUGCGGCUCGCCGCGCACUACUGCCGCACCACGCUGCAGCACGACUACACCAAGAGCAUGCUCGCAGCGGCACACGUACUCGCUAUGGACGCUAAGAAUCUACUUGACGUCGUCGACUGCAUCCGCGAGAGACAUCCCCACAUCGACUGGCGUGCCAUCCUCUGCGACAUAGAACCCCCGACACCCACCAACCAACCCCCGUCCACUGCACAACCAACCCCCCAACCCACCCCCCAACUCUCAACCCAAACGUCAGUGGAAACCGAACCGAAACCGGAUUUCAAAAUCAACCAACCAGUGACCACGAUCGGCCAUUUACCCGACCACACGCCGAAAGAACAUAACAGUCUUCCCGUCACCUCUAACCGCGUCUCGACUCUCAUACACAAUUAUAAUUUAUAUGGAAACGUAAGAGAUCAACACAUAUAUGGGAAUGAGGGGGUGCCCUUCCAACACUCGCAGUCCUGUGACGAUUCCAAAAUCGAUAUUCCAAUCGAAUCGGUCAAAAGUCGAGUGCAAGCGAUAACUAAAGUCGAUACCCCGCCGAUUUAUUCGGUCAGCAAGAAGUUGGUGGACUCCGAUCAAGGU
Molecule: messenger RNA, 4551 nt
Organism: Brenthis ino (lesser marbled fritillary)
Lineage: Eukaryota; Metazoa; Arthropoda; Insecta; Lepidoptera; Nymphalidae
Source: the annotation of a GenBank genome assembly